AUGAAACACAAUCAAGCUGUACCGGCCUCACAACUGUACACAAAGCUCAAACGGGUCGGCAAAGGUGCUUAUGGCUCAGUCUACAAAGGCGUCAAUAACCAGACCAAAAAGAUUGUAGCUAUUAAAGUACUCAAUUUGGACACCGAGGAAGACGAUGUGGAUGACAUUCAGAAUGAGAUUGCACUCUUAUCUCAACUCACUCAUGCCCGUUCCCAAAACAUCACACCUUACUACGGAAGCAUACUAAACGAUACCAAACUAUGGAUUAUUAUGGACUAUGCUGCAGGUGGAAGUGUGAGGACUGUUAUGAAGGCAGGAGAUCUCGAAGAAAAAUAUAUCUCGGUCAUCACAAGAGAAGUACUCCUUGCCCUUGCUUACCUGCACAAAAACCGCAUUAUUCAUAGAGACAUCAAAGCUGCCAAUAUUCUCUUGACGGCCGAAGGAAGUGUCCAAUUGUGCGAUUUCGGAGUGGCCGGUCAGGUCAUCAAUUCACUUAAGCGUAAUACCUUUGUUGGAACACCUUACUGGAUGGCGCCUGAGGUUAUUAAAGAAGGUGCUUCGUACGACUACAAGGCAGACAUAUGGUCUCUGGGAAUCACAGUUUAUGAAAUGGCCACGGGAAACCCACCUCUAUCCCAUGUUGACCCCAUGAGAGCUGUUAUUCUCAUUCCCCGAUCAAAACCUCCUCGCCUCGAAGACAAAUUCUCACCUGCUAUACGUGAAUUUAUCGAUAUGUGUCUUUGUGAAGACCCAGAAGAGAGACUUAGUGCAGAAGAAUUGUCGAAAUCAAAGUUUAUCAAAGGAUCUAGCAAAACAAAGUCAAUAUUGAGAGAAGUGAUUGGGCGCUACGAUAAAUGGAAGAAGACAAGUGAGGCAGCAAAACGGUGUAGUAUAGUCUCAAAUGAUCUCAGUAACAGGUAA
Phycomyces blakesleeanus NRRL 1555(-) is the source of this 921-nucleotide messenger RNA. RefSeq lists its product as hypothetical. Gene Ontology annotation, biological process: protein phosphorylation. Gene Ontology annotation, molecular function: protein kinase activity; ATP binding. The transcript has 7 exons. The record is from RefSeq and is a predicted model, not a curated record. NCBI's taxonomy places the organism in Eukaryota, Fungi, Mucoromycota, Mucoromycetes, Mucorales, Phycomycetaceae. The coding region runs from base 1 to 921 and encodes 306 amino acids.